Fusarium fujikuroi IMI 58289 is the source of this 1143-nucleotide messenger RNA. RefSeq lists its product as uncharacterized. The coding region runs from base 1 to 1143 and encodes 380 amino acids. The record is from RefSeq and is a predicted model, not a curated record. Gene Ontology annotation, molecular function: DNA-binding transcription factor activity, RNA polymerase II-specific; zinc ion binding. Gene Ontology annotation, biological process: regulation of DNA-templated transcription. The transcript has a single exon. Lineage: Eukaryota; Fungi; Ascomycota; Sordariomycetes; Hypocreales; Nectriaceae.
AUGCACGCUUGUGCGGCAUGCGUCAAAGCGAAGCGGAAAUGCUCGCGCCAGAGCCCUGCCUGUCUUCGCUGUCGUUCCCGAGGUUUGAACUGUCAGUACCCGACGAAAAGGUACGGCCGCUGGAUCCUUCUGCCCGAUAGACCCCCAGAAACUCCAAGGCCAAACGUGGAAACGGCUCUGCGCGGUUUGGAUCCACUGCUUUUGUUGGAUGAAGAACAGACUCAUGCGCAGCUCUCAAGCUGGUUCACUUCUAUUCGUACUUGGGACACCGUCUACUCGGAGAGACUCGUCAUGGAUGCCUUCUCCUCCCUAAACUUGGACGGUUAUGUCAGCAAAGUCCGUGGGUGGCUGGCCGAGUGGGUGCAGACGGGAAGCAAUCCCUUUAUCCACCAUCAGGUGUACACCUUGAGGUUCCCAAGAAGCAUACAAGAUGCAUACAUGUGCCUUUCAUGCUUCCUGAACAAAAAUCUGGCCAAUGAACAGAUGGUUAUGCGUCUGGUAGAAGAACGCUCCCAGACAUUGCUGAAUGAGCACGGCUUUGACACCACUGGGUCACUUAUUCUUCAAGAUCAGGGCAACGACCUUGAUUUGAUGGACCAUAUCGCGCGCGUUCAAGCUCUAUUUAUCUACCAGUUCAUUAGCCUCUUUGAGGAUAAAGUCCUCGGACGCCCACUUGCUCAAAGUCGGAACAUCCUCCUGCUCGCAUGGGCCAAGAAGAUGGUUUCCGUAGCGGCAAGCACUGUUCCAUCCGGAGUGCGAGACAUACUUCCAUCCUCACAACAUGAAAAUCACUACGGCAAAGACUUGAUCAAAUUGCUCUGGCACUCUUGGAUCGUUUCUGAGACUGUUCGCCGAACUUGGAAUGUCAUGGCGACUAUGCUCGGGCUGUUCGGCUUUGUCAAGCGUGGAAGGGAGGCCCCAUGUCCAGGCGGCAUGGUGUUCACCACCCGCAUUGGAGUGUGGGAAGCGAAAGAUGAGAUCGAAUGGCUGGAAAUUUGUUCGUCCCGAUCAGUAGGGUUGAUGCAAGUUGCUGAGUCCUGUGAUCUUAUAGACUCUGCAGAGUGCAAACAAGUCAAUGAGUUUACAACAACAACACUAGAACUUACGUAUGGGCGUGAAAGAGUGCAGCGAAGCAUGAAAUAA